UUUCAUCACAUCAUCCAUGCUCAAUACAGAUUAACCUUUCCACCAUUGUUUUGUUCAAAAAAACCUUUCCUCUCUUCUCAUUCAUGGCUGGAUCACCAUCCUCAUCAUCCAUCACGAAUGAUGGCUACGAAUACGAUGUUUUCCUCAGCUUUAGAGGCUUUGAAACACGUCGUGAUUUUACAGGAAAUAUUUGGAAUGCUUUGCAUAAUAGGGGGAUCCGCACCUUCAGGGACGACUUGGAGAUUUACAAAGGGAACAAUAUCGAAAAAUCACUUUACGAAGCUAUUGAAAAAUCAAAGGCGGCCAUAAUUGUUCUCUCUCCGAGUUAUGCAACUUCGUCCUUUUGUUUAGACGAACUUUGUCAUAUCCUUAAAUGCAUACAUGGAAGGGGACGAUUUGUUUGGCCAAUCUUUUAUGACGUUGACCCUUCAAUUGUGAGAUGGUCAGAAGAAGGAACGUAUGGAGAAGCAAUGGCUGAACAUAAAGCGAGCAAUUGGUAUAGCGAAGAUAAGUUGCAGGAAUGGAAGAAUGCUUUGAAUCAAUUGGCUAAUUUCUCUGGUACCGUUUACAAAUGGAAGACAGGCAUGGAUCUGAAUACAUGUUUAUUAAUAAGAUUGUUAGAGACGUCUCAAGAGUGAUCCAACCUUUUUCCUUAUCUAUUCCUGAUUACAUAGUUGGGUUGGAGGACCAAAUACAAGAUGUAUUACGGCUUUUGAAUGUUGGGUCUGUUGAUAAAGUCUAUAUGGUCGGAAUCCACGGAACUGGUGGAAUAGGGAAAACAACUCUUUCUCUUGCAGUUUAUAAUUCAAUUGUCGAUCAAUUUGAUGGUUCUUGUUAUCUUGAAGAUGUAAGAGGAAAUAAAGAGAAACAUGGGUUGAUACAUCUCCAAAAUAUCCUUCUUUCUAAAAUAUUUGGAGAAAAUAAAAUUGCGGUAACAAGCGUUAACGAGGGAAUUAAAGAACUUCGAGUUAGGCUCAAACAGAAGAAGGUUCUUUUGCUUCUUGACAAUGUUGACAAGUUGGAUCAAUUACGCGCUAUUGUUGGAGAACCCGAAUGGUUUGGUAAUGGAAGUAGAGUUAUCAUCACGACCCGUGACACACAAGUGCUAAAAAGUCAUGGGGUUGAAAAAACACAUGAAGUGAAACUGUUGUUGAGGGAUGAAGCUUACGAUUUUCUUAGAUGGAAAACUUUUGGAACUAACGAAGUUAGUCCAAGCUUUGAAGAUGUUUUCAAUCGUGCUUUAAACUAUACAAGUCGCCUUCCAUUAGCUAUUGAAAUAAUCGGUUCUCACUUAUUUUCAAAAAAAACAACAGAACAAUGGAUAUCUGCGCUAGAUCGGUACGAAAAGAUUCCUAAGCAAGAGAUCUUUGAGAUUCUUAAAGUGAGCUUCGAUGAUUUGGUCCAAGAAGAGAAAGAUGUUUUUCUUGACAUAGCUUGUUUUUUCAAAGGAGAACAAUUGGAAGAUGUCGAAAUAAUACUUCAUGCUCAUUAUGGUGACGAAAAGAAAGAUCACAUCAAUGUGUUAAUUGAAAAAUCUCUCAUAAAGAUAAGCCAGCCUAAUUUUUUGACAUUACAUGAUCUGAUAGAAGAUAUGGGAAAAGAAAUUGUCAGACUAGAAUCACCAGAUCAGCCUGGAGAACGCAGUAGAUUAUGGUCUGCUAAAGACAUAGCUGAAGUUUUAGAAGAAAAUACGGGAACAAGUAAAAUUGGAAUGAUGAUGUGUUCGGAUUCCGAUGAAGACAUUGUAGUAAAUUGGGAUGGAGAGGCAUUUAAGAAUAUGACAAAGCUUAGAACACUUUUUAUUCAAAGUGUUUAUUUUUCUGAAAGUCCAAAGCAUCUUCCAAAUAGUUUAAGAGUACUGCGCUUGUGGGAAUAUCCAUCAGAAGAGUGUUUACCGGUUGAUUUUUACCCGAGGCAACUCACAUUAUGCAAAUUGAACUUUACAUUUAAUCGUCCACAGGAAGUCUUUUUCAAGAAGGCAAGUGUGAUGAAUUUAUAUCCCCCGUCUUAUAUUUAUAUUAGAAAAUGCUAAACUGUACCCUAACCCCUAAGGGCACAAGAUAAGAAUCUUAACAAUGGUUCACUACAAGAAUAGUUACCUUUUGCCAGGGAUUUUGACAAGGGUUUGAAGCCCCUGGCAAAUUUGUCAGGGAAAAUGCCAAGGACAACCGCUGGCAAAAAACACUGGGGUUUGCCCCUCGUUUAUUUUAAAAAAUCCCUGGGUUUUUAUUGGCGCCAGAACUGAAUUUGAAAAAGGGAAGGAAUCAAUUGCAUGUCAGGAAAAAACCGAGGGAAAUUACCAAGGAAAGCCCCUCGGAUGUGCAAAAAGUGAGAGAAUCCCUGCUUUGUUCCUGCUGAGUUGACUGAAGCCUGCAAAAGUUGUGCAGUGCAGGCCUGCCAGGGGCUAAACCCCUCGGUUUUUGCAGGAAAUCCCUGGCUUUUUUAUGGCUGUUCUGCAACCUAGCUAUGCUAGGAUUUGACCAACAAAGCGAGGGGCUUGUCCCUCACAUAGGCCCUGGCUUUUUUCCAUCCCUAUAUAAGCCAUGCACCGGUCUCUUAGCAGCCUAAAAAACACUUAGAAAAAUUUCUUCUUUCUUCUCAUAAAACACAGCCCCUUCACACAACACAUUCA
Messenger RNA from Medicago truncatula (barrel medic), 2632 nucleotides. RefSeq names its product TMV resistance protein N. Gene Ontology annotation, biological process: defense response. Gene Ontology annotation, molecular function: ADP binding. The record is from RefSeq and is a predicted model, not a curated record. The coding region runs from base 572 to 2032 and encodes 486 amino acids. The transcript has 3 exons. Lineage: Eukaryota; Viridiplantae; Streptophyta; Magnoliopsida; Fabales; Fabaceae.